Messenger RNA from Strongyloides ratti, 702 nucleotides. Its product is annotated as DNA replication complex GINS protein SLD5. The coding region runs from base 1 to 702 and encodes 233 amino acids. The transcript is spliced from 2 exons. NCBI's taxonomy places the organism in Eukaryota, Metazoa, Nematoda, Chromadorea, Rhabditida, Strongyloididae. Gene Ontology annotation, cellular component: GINS complex. The record is from RefSeq and is a predicted model, not a curated record. Gene Ontology annotation, biological process: DNA-templated DNA replication; double-strand break repair via break-induced replication.
AUGAAUAAUAAGGAAAAUACAGUUAAUGUUGAUGAAUGUGAAUUGAGUUUCCAGGAUACUGAAGAUGCUGAACAGAUGACUUGUACAGAGAUCGUACAAGAAAUGGUUAAAAUAUGGCAUAAUCAAUAUUUAGCACCGGAUCUUUUAAUUCAUCGUUUUGAAAUUGUCGAUGCUAUGCUUGAAGUUGCAAAUCAAGAAAAAGAAAAAAUUGAUGAAAUUUAUUUAUUAUACGAAAAAAAACCAAAACCUGUUCAGUUUGCUUUUAGAAAAAUGGAAAUACUAAGAAUUCAAUAUAUGGUUAAAUCAUACAUUAACAAAAGACUCAGACUUAUUGAAGAAAAUCCUUUACAUUAUUUAAAUAUAGAUACAAAAUUAAGGACUGAAGGAAGAGAAGAAUUAAUGGAUUAUAGAGAACGUAAUCAUUGCAAAAAAUUUGUUGAAUUAUAUGAUAAUCAUUUACAUGAAGAGGUUCUUUCAAAAUUAGAGGGUUUUUUUUCGUCAAAACCUAUUGCUUCUAAAGAACAAUCAUGUGCUAGAGUUAUUGCUAAAGUGGUAGAUGAUUCUGUUAAACAUUUUGAAAUUCCUGAUUAUAGUUCACCUGGUGCUAGUUUAUUUUAUGAUGUUGAAUUGGAGAGCAUUCAUGCAAUUCCUUGGAGUGUAGUUUCUGAUUUUGUUAACUCGGGUAAAGUUGAUCUUAUGUAG